UCUCGCUGCUUUAUUGCACUGCGUUGUUGUAAAUGGUGGUGUUUUCUUCAACAGCCUCCUAAGGAAUUCAAAGUGUGGAAGACUAAUGCAGUACCACCACCUGAGACUUACAGUAUUAAGGAAAAGAAGCCUCCACCACCUCCCGAACUUGAUAUGGCAAUAAAAUGGUCUAAUAUAUAUGAGGACAAUGGUGAUGAUGCUCCACAGCAAACAAACAAAAUUAACUUUUUACCAGAAGAGGAGCAAGAGCCUUCAGAAUCAGAUGAUGAAAAAGAUGAACCGGCUUCUGCUAAGAAACGCAAACUAGACACUGAAGAAGAAACUAAGAGGAAGAAGCAAUAAGUAGGAUGUACUGCAUUUGGCCCAUUAUGGACACUUCCCCUCUGCUGAAAUGGGAAACAUUUCAUACUUCCCCCUAACUUAUAUCAUGUAUGUAGAGACUUUUUUAUUUCUGUAUUUGCCAUUUGGAAAGCAGAGGAGUUCAUGGAUCAGCAUAGUGAUAAAGCUUGUAUCCAUUGAACAGAAGUUAAAUCCGUGUGAUCAGUUUAUUUAAAACAAUCUUUUAAAGUAUUGCAAUGAAUAUUUGUGUUAAUACAGGUUAUGGAGCUUUGUGGCAUUGUCUUUAUCCACAAACUUGUGAUGUGAGCUUUUCUCAGCUGACCUGUCAAAACCUUUUAUAAAGGAAAGUAUUUUUAAAAUGUUGUUUUAAGUAAUGUACAUGUUUUAUGAAUCUUGUUUUGAAAUGUAUGUAAAGAGUGUAAAUACAUAGGUUACCUGAAAUAAACUACAUGUGAAAAUGUA
Pelodiscus sinensis (Chinese soft-shelled turtle) is the source of this 801-nucleotide messenger RNA. NCBI's taxonomy places the organism in Eukaryota, Metazoa, Chordata, Testudines, Trionychidae. The record is from RefSeq and is a predicted model, not a curated record.